Molecule: messenger RNA, 1941 nt
Organism: Penicillium pulvis
Lineage: Eukaryota; Fungi; Ascomycota; Eurotiomycetes; Eurotiales; Aspergillaceae
Product: exonuclease V
Exons: 2
Coding region: 1-1941 (646 amino acids)
Biological process (GO): interstrand cross-link repair
Cellular component (GO): mitochondrion; nucleus
Molecular function (GO): single-stranded DNA 5'-3' DNA exonuclease activity
Source: RefSeq, a predicted model, not a curated record
AUGUCCUGCCCACCGCAAAAACUGCGGCCUGAGGACUCCGACAGUGACUACGGAUCCGACUUUACGCCCGACGAAGAGGUCUUUCUAAAUCAGUUGCUCAUCAGAGCUGUUUCGGAGCACGCGCCCGCCGAAUCUGGCGCCACACCAACUUCACCAUCCACUACGCCCAGGCACACACCCGGCCCCACGAUUGCGACAAUUGCGAACGAUUAUAUCGAACCAGCUGAUCUGAGAUACCUGAAAUCCCCGGUAAUUGCGACGCUGGUCACGGAUAUUGAAGAUGGCAUUGCAAAGUUCCCGGUUGCCCGGGCUAAGGUGCUGGGCAGGAAGAAGCCUCAGUCACUUUGGACGCCGAGUAAGCGGCCUUGGGAGGAUACAGGUACAGGGGAUAGGAUGGAGGCUAGAUCAAGUCCGGGCGCAGACAACGGGGCCAAUACGCUUGUGGAGCACUCUGAUUCAACCGAAGGCAGACAACGAGAGCGAGAACGUGUGUCUGCGCGCGAACAAGAAUGGAUACAGAAUGAGCAGCUAGCGCCGACACUCGAUCCUCGGUCUCCCGUAGAGCGGUUUCGAAGACCUCCUAACAAGGCUUUCUCGGUUACCGAUUUGGUUUCGCCGGCAUGGUGUGAGCUGCAGUACUGGUACACCUUGACGAAACAUGGGAGGAAGAAGAGGACCGCCGCUAUGAAGAAGGGGAGUGUGGUUCAUAAGACGCUCGAAGAUGAGGUUUAUACUACUGUCCCUGUGGACAUCACUACCAAAGAGGAUGCAUGGGCUCUUCGCAUAUGGAAUGUGAUACAGGGAUUGCGCAUGCUGCGCCAGUAUGGUAUCACGCGUGAGCUUGAGAUCUGGGGUCUUGUCGAUGGGGAGCUGGUUAACGGUGUUAUUGAUCAGCUGUCCUACGAAUGCCCAGAUUCUGAGCUUGAAGCUACGGCUGCUAGCUUCUAUGAAGAUGUGGAGGCGUCAAAAGCUGCCUUACCUGAGCAUCACAUGUCCUUGUCAGAUUUUUUAUUGUCUUCCUCCCAGGGUGGACGAAGACUCGAGGAUCUAGGCCAGGCAGAACAUAUAGAUACCGAACAAGCGCCUCCCAGUCAAGCAGUCUCGCCAGCUGUUUAUGCUCUUCCUCGGAUAUAUAUGACGGACGUCAAGACGAGAGCGAGUCGCUCUAUUCCCACAGUCAAGAGCACAUCCUUCCGACCUACUUCUCUCCAACUGCAGCUUUACUAUCACAUGCUUAAUCGCAUGCUAACAAGUGAUGAUGUGACGAUGGAGUACCUUGCGGCGCGGUAUAGCCUGGACCCCGAACGUCCGUUUACGGAAGCCUUUGUCUCUGAAGUUGGAGGCUUGGACGAUCAAUUCUUCGAUAAACCCUCUUCUCAAGAGUUUGACCUUGACGAUCCUCCCACGCCGGAAGAUGUACGAAGAAUCCCCCUUAGCUCUGGCUCAAGGAAGUCAUCCAGCCCGGCACCGGCUAGUCAGGACUCAACGAGCAUCCUUUUGACCCACGGCAAUCUCUUCAAAUUAUGGAACUACAUGAAAGAGCAGCUCCGUUUCACCUUUAUCCCAUCCAUCUCGGACAUGGAGUCUAUUGCACCAUCUAUCCCGGCUCACACCCAACCGGCUACCCUCGAGGAGUAUCCAACCCUUCUAUCCCCCGUGCUCACGGCACGAUUCUUAUCCUCGGCUCCUACGGAUGAUCUCGAGCGCAAACAUCUGGGAAGCCGGUCCUUCCUUUUCGAUCCUCAUAAUAUGUCAUCUUAUAUCACAAGCCAGAUGGAGUGGUGGCGAGGACAGCGCGAUCCCAUUGGAGUGAACAUCUCGGAUGCCUGGAAAUGUCGGAUUUGUGAUUUCCGCGACGAGUGCACUUGGCGCCAGGAACAGGAAUGGGCUCUAGCCAGACGAAACCAAGGCCGAAGAACCGGUUACUCGGCGGGAAUGUAG